Molecule: messenger RNA, 1113 nt
Organism: Arabis nemorensis
Lineage: Eukaryota; Viridiplantae; Streptophyta; Magnoliopsida; Brassicales; Brassicaceae
Source: the annotation of a GenBank genome assembly
AUGGUUCAGUUAGUUGUUGUCUAUGGAGAAUGGGCUAUUCAAGAUAAGGCAUGGCAAUUUAUGGUUGAUAAUCUUAAAAGAGGGAGACUGUUUUUUUUUUUUAGUGAUGAUUGCACCCAUUGUGAUCUUCUUGAGAUGGCAAAAGAUGAAUAUAAGGUGGAAUCCGACUUGGUGGAGAUCACUUAUUCACUACUGGAGUCAAUGUUGCAACAUAUGGCACCGGAUACUCCUCCAAUGCAUGUCACAAAUGAUAGACAAGUUCAGAAUUUGAUCGAGCUAAGUAGAGCGCAUGUUAUANGUCUUUGUGUCUCGAUUCGGUUGGAGAUGGAUUGUGAUGUCAACAAUGAUUGUGAUGGAAUUUUUGACAGUGUGAAAGAUGAGGAUCAAGAUGAUAUCACAUUUGAUGGUGUUGGUGGGAGUGAGCGUUUUCUUGGCGAAGGAGCAAGAUCAAAAUCGACCUGGUCUGAUGGUAUAUUUGUCGGACAGAGUUUUAGUAGCAAGGAUGAGCUGCUUAGAGAGUUGCGAUUGACGGCCGUGAUGUCAAGAUUUGCAUUCAAAACAUACAAGUCUACUAAAACUCUGUUAGUUGCUACGUGUCGUGUGAAACGAUGCAAGUGGAAAGUCAGAGCGGUUGAAUACUUGUUAGCGGUUCGUGAUGAUUACGCGUCUAGAAUGACAGUGGGACGUAUUAAUGAUGUUCAGUUCCAUGUGCAGGAAGGAGCAUGUGAUUGUAUUGUUGAUUUGGGCCAAAAAAAAUGUACAUGUGGUGUCUUCUUCAUCGAGAAGAUACCUUGCUCGCAUGCUAUUGCCGCUUUGAUAGAGAGUAAACAAGAUGUCGCUACCAGUGUUUGCCCAAUAUAUGGGAGGGAUUAUUUGUAUUGGGCGUAUGCGCAAAGCAUUUUUCCGAAAAGUUCAGUCGGUGAAGGUAUAGAAUCAACCCCAUGUCUGCCUCCUUUCAUGAAGACGCGUCCGGGUCGGAAGAAGAAAUCAAGGUGGCAAACUUGGCUAGAAAUCGCAAGGAUGAAAGGUACCAAACCGCGGAAGGUUCAUGCUCAAUACAAUUGUUCAAAAUGCAACCAACCGGGCCAUACGAUGCCGAAUUGUGGUACUUAA